Molecule: messenger RNA, 1613 nt
Organism: Durio zibethinus
Lineage: Eukaryota; Viridiplantae; Streptophyta; Magnoliopsida; Malvales; Malvaceae
Source: RefSeq, a predicted model, not a curated record
GCUAAAUUAGUAUAAAUUGAGAGAAUUUGGAAGAAAAGCAUUGUUCUAUGCGCGUGGAGGCUGGAGCAACUUCGGACGAAAAGCAUUUUUACUUGACGCUCGCAAGUUGUAGAUCCUAACACCACAAAAUCAAAAGUUUGAAACUGGCAUCAACUGCCCGCCGCGUAAACCAACAUAAGUCUGUUUGAAAUCCCAACGCAACCAACCCAGAUUGACUUUUAUCGCAGAUUGGUCGACUAUUCGCCUAAUUACUCUUUUCUCUCAUUCCAAGUGCCGACCUUGACAGGUGCAGUGAGUUCUUUCUCUCCUCUUUUGCCUUUGUUUAAUGUAAAAAAAAAAAAAAGAUUUCUGUUUGAACUUAAAGUAAAUUGAUAGGAAAACACUUUUUAUUGACAAAUCUGAUGUGCUGGUUCUUUGUGGAUUUAGUGUUUGCUCUCAUCUGUAUCUUUCGUCUUCAUUCAAUCGAAUUCUUUCUUGGUAACCCAGAAAAAAAAAGGAAUAUGGAAAACACCUCUUAUGACAAAAUUGAGUUUGGGUUUUGUGGCAUGAUGUGAAAUUACUAUGAAAAGUCUUUGGUAGCAAUUUGUAAUGGGAAUUGAUGACAGGUCAAACAAUGCCAAAGGUGAAGACAAACCGUGUAAAAUAUCCUGAAGGAUGGGAAUUGAUUGAGUCAACGCUUCGUGAACUUCAAGCAAAGAUGAGAGAAGCUGAGAAUGAUCCUCAUGAAGGUAAGAGAAAAUGUGAGACAUUGUGGCCUAUUUUCAAAAUUGUGCAUCAGAAAAGCCGCUAUAUUUUUUACCUUUACCACCGGCGGAAGGAAAUUUCUAAGGAAUUGUAUGAGUUCUGCUUGGACCAAGGCUAUGCUGACCGUAAUCUUAUUGCAAAAUGGAAGAAGCCGGGUUACGAACGUUUGUGUUGCUUGAGGUGCAUGCAGCCGCGGGAUCACAACUUUGCUACAGCCUGUGUCUGCCGUGUGCCCAAACACUUGAGGGAAGAAAAAGUUAUUGAAUGUGUCCAUUGUGGAUGUAAAGGCUGUGCAAGCGGAGAUUAGACUGCAGUGUAGCUGCUGCACUGCUCAUCGAUUCCUGUGAAUUUUCCUUGUGCUAUUGUAGUUCUGUACCUGAAUCUUUGCUAUGACUAAUGCCGUGUCCUGGAUUGAGAUAUAUUGGCCGUGGCAACUAACUAUAGAUGACAUAGUGAAUUUGACUUGUACUUUCUGCCGUUAUGAGGCAAAAUAAUGUGCUCGGCAACUUUUCUGAAAGAACAAUCUGAAGUGAUUUGAGACUUAUUGUAGCAGUUUGGUGACCUGCGGUUAUGUUUGGAACUUGAGUGUGUAACAGGUACCCGUAUGUCUAUGCAACGGGGACAUGUGGCUAGCACAUACAUGCAUGUCGCUUGCAAUGAAAAAAGACAAGUCCUUCGUGGGAUGCUUUCUGCGUUAGUGCCCCUCACAUAGGAGACAAGAAACCAGGUAUUGUUUGUUCAUGGCUGUACAACCCACUCUCUGACUUCGGCAAAUCAUUUUGCUAGUUGACUCCUAUUUUCAUAGCUACUAAAUUGAAAUUUCUUUCCUUCUUAGGUUAAUAGGAGGUAUAACAGCAUUUACUCUCGAA